Messenger RNA from Thermothelomyces thermophilus ATCC 42464, 2382 nucleotides. RefSeq lists its product as uncharacterized. NCBI's taxonomy places the organism in Eukaryota, Fungi, Ascomycota, Sordariomycetes, Sordariales, Chaetomiaceae. The coding region runs from base 154 to 2382 and encodes 742 amino acids. The record is from RefSeq and is a predicted model, not a curated record. The transcript is spliced from 7 exons. Gene Ontology annotation, cellular component: mitotic spindle pole body; nucleus; H4/H2A histone acetyltransferase complex. Gene Ontology annotation, biological process: attachment of spindle microtubules to kinetochore; regulation of DNA-templated transcription.
CUCCGCUUCCCCAUUCAACAAUGUUCAGCCGACGAGGAACCACUCCACGACACUACGACUCCACGAACCCGCCAAUUGCCAAUUUGCCGCGUAUUCUUGACCAAUUGGUAACUUGAUAUACCGGGUAUUCGCGUCACCGAUUGUUAGCCAGCAAUGCCGCCCAAGAAGAAGGGAGGCCGGGUGAACACCCAGGGCGCGACUCCCUCCAAAGACGACGAUGCGAUGGACGUCGACACGCCGGCGCAGACGCCUACGGCACCAACAGCACCUGCGGCUCCUCCGCCGCCGCCCAAACCAGUUACGGACCCAUGGACAGACGACCAAGUCGCAUCGCUGUUCAAGGGAGUCAUCAGGUGGAAGCCGGCGGGCAUGCACAAGCACUUUCGGAUGCUGGCCAUCAGCGAGCACCUACGGAACCACGGCUUCGAUCCCGAAACCUGUCCCCACACACGGAUCCCUGGCAUCUGGGCCAAGCUGGAGGAGUUCUACAACCUCGAGGCCAUCGACGAGCGGGAGAACAACAUGGAUCCGCCAGAAGAGGAGGGCCAGCCGAGGCGCUACCACGACUUCCGCCUGCCGUGGGACGAGUACGGCGAAUUGAUGAUGGAGCGGGCGCGCGUCGACCCCAGCGAGGCGCCGACUAGCCCGGCGCAGUGGGACCCCAACGCGCCCGCCGGCGAGUCCAAGAAGCGGAAACGAGGCGCUGCCGAGUCGACCACGAGGGCCCGCAGUAGUACGGUUGAGGACACCGAGAACGAGACCCCGGCGGCGAGCCCGACGAGGAAGCCUGGCAAGGGCGCGAGGAACGCGAAGCGAACAUCCAGCAGGGCGCGCAAGGUCAAGGAAGAGUCACCGUCCGAGGAGGGGAGCGCAGGGGAAGAUCAGUCGGGGGAAGAAGACGAGGUGGAGGAGGAAGAAGGAAGGGGUACGCCAGUUUCUACAAAGGGCGGCCGGGGAGGGGUAAGAGGCCGCGGAUCUGUGAAGGGAGGAGGGAGGUCAGGUACUACCAGGUACCGAGUACUGGUCGGAGGUAGCCGCCAGCGGUACCCCACCAAGUUGCAAAUCGACCACAACUUUAGCAAAGCGCAUCGCAUUGUCACGACAAGUAUCCUGCCCCUCGUCGAGCAAUAUGGCGAACACUCUCGCGCUGUAUGGGAGGCUACGAAGUUCUGGAAACAAUUCUUCGAGGCCUCUGCCAAUGUAUCGCUGUCGGGUUACGAAGAACUGGCUGGGAACGAGGACAACACGGAAGUGACCGCAGACGAAAGCACAGUACACAAUGAGACCGCCGACUACACACCGCGUCCCCGCAGCGCCGGUGACCAAGAUGUCACAGUCACGGCGGACCAGUCCUCUGCCAUGUACCACGGAGAUGACACUCAUCAAGAUGGCUCCGCUCUCGGCUACGACGACGACGACGACUUGACGGGAAGCACACCGCGCCCUCCAGCAACCAGGACUGUCCCCAUCCGCCCGCAGUUUGCCAAUCUCUCCUCUCCCUACGAAGCUCUUAAGCGCGAAUACGACAGCAAGCGAGGUGGGCCAGGUAGCAGCAGCAGCAGCAGCAAAACACCAAGGACAGCAACCCUUGGGGGACAACAGGGGGUGGGAGAGGAGGAGGGGGAGGACGACACCGAACUCCUGUUCCAGCAGCACACCGCCCGACUCCCCGACAUGUCCAUGGCACCACGAGGAUCGCUGGAUGCCGGCGCUGUUUCACACGCCGGAAAAGGCGACGACGACGACGAUGACGACGAUCUCGACUUUGGAGGCAGCAGGACGGGCAAACAAAACAAGGACCCGCUCCUGCACCGCGUGGCCGACAAGAACUACCGCAUCGCGGCCACGCCGCACAAGGGCGCGGGCAUCUCACCGGUCCGAUGGAAGGACUCGCCCACGUCGAGCCCGGAGAUGGCCGUGCCACAGCUGAGAAGCGCGGCGUUCAUGUCGCCGGUGCGCGCCGCCCACAAAGGCAAGGCUUCUGCUGCUGCUGCGGCGGCGGCGGCGGCCUCUAAGGCGCCGAGGACGCCCGGCGUGAGCGUGCAGACGCCGGCGACGGGCCGCAAGACCAGGGAUGUCUUUGCUAGGAAGAAGGGAGAGGCGGCCGCCACCACCGCCACCACCACCACAGCAGGGGCGGGAGUCUCGGGGAAGUAUGAUGACGAGAUCACUUGGGAAAGCGACAGCGACGGGUUUGGCGGGAUGAGUCCGCCCAAGACGAUCCAGUUUGCGCUGCCGCCGUCCAAGUUGCUGCAGACGCCAGGUACCAAGCGCAUUGUCGACAAUAUCCUGCUGACCGCGGGCGAGGAUCUGGAUGACCCGUCCGAGUACAGCCCGACGGUGGUCAAGAUGAACAAGGACAUCCUGGAUGAUACUUUCUGA